Culicoides brevitarsis is the source of this 726-nucleotide messenger RNA. RefSeq names its product EEF1A lysine methyltransferase 2. Gene Ontology annotation, cellular component: cytoplasm. The record is from RefSeq and is a predicted model, not a curated record. Gene Ontology annotation, molecular function: protein-lysine N-methyltransferase activity. The transcript has 3 exons. The coding region runs from base 13 to 675 and encodes 220 amino acids. Lineage: Eukaryota; Metazoa; Arthropoda; Insecta; Diptera; Ceratopogonidae.
AAUUUAUUAAGAAUGGUUGAAGAAUUAAACAGUUCUGAGCUCGGCACGAAAGAAUAUUGGGACAAAAGUUACGAUGUCGAAAUAAAUAAUUACAAAAGUCAUGGAGAUGUCGGCGAAAUUUGGUUUGAUGAAGAUUCGCAACUGAGAAUCAUUAAAUGGAUUCUAAAAAACGAUAAAAUCCAAAAAUCAGACAAAAUUUUGGAUUUGGGAUGCGGUAAUGGGAUGAUGUUGGUUGAACUUGCACGAGAAGGCUUUACAUCCCUCAUUGGCGUCGAUUAUUCCGACUUGGCAGUCAAACUUGCCUCUGAAAUAGCAAAAGAUCAGGAUUUAAGUGAAUUUAUCACGUACAAACAAGCAGAUUUGCUGUCGGAAAAGGAAGUUAUGGAUCUCGGGAACUUUCGGAUAUUGCAUGAUAAAGGCACUUAUGACGCCAUUAGUCUCAAUCCGAGCGAGCCGAAGGAAAAAAGAAAUGCUUAUCUGAGAAAUUUAACAAAAAUUAUGGAUGAGGAGAGUUUGUUCAUCAUCACUUCUUGUAAUUGGACUCAAGCAGAGUUGGUUGAAAGUUUUAAGGAAUAUUUUGUGUUGCAAACGGUGAUUCCGACUCCGGUAUUUAAAUUUGGAGGAACUGUGGGGAAUGUCGUUACUUCGCUGGUUUUUACAAAGAAAAUGAGUUGAAAUUUGUUAAAUUUUUAAAUAAAAUACUAAAAUUUUUAAAGUAAAAAAAGC